This is a messenger RNA of Podospora anserina S mat+, 1134 nucleotides long. RefSeq lists its product as uncharacterized. The coding region runs from base 1 to 1134 and encodes 377 amino acids. Gene Ontology annotation, cellular component: endoplasmic reticulum tubular network. NCBI's taxonomy places the organism in Eukaryota, Fungi, Ascomycota, Sordariomycetes, Sordariales, Podosporaceae. The record is from RefSeq and is a predicted model, not a curated record. Gene Ontology annotation, biological process: endoplasmic reticulum tubular network organization. The transcript has 2 exons.
AUGAUUUCGCUCUGGCCAUGGGGGAGAGACGACUCUUCCCCCGCCUCUUUUGAAAAGGCGCUCUCGACUCUUUCGACCAAAAUAACGGUAACCCAAACUCGCCUCGAUCAAUCCCGCGCGAAAGCCAGACGGAUCAAGGUGCUGGGUACGCUUUACAUCGGUUUCGCCUACCUUGUUUAUGCGAUUGUCUUGAUGCUGGUGGUUGGUUACAAGGACAUGGGGGCAUGGGAGUGGACGGGCAUGGCGGGAGGGCCAGUCUUGAUUUCGCUGGUCCGCUCGAUGACGACCAUUUUCUUUGAUUACCGAAUCGAGAGGCUCACUGCGCGCCUCAAGGAGUAUCAGACUGAACGCGCCAAAACCAUCCAGAAACUAAAGGAUGCUACCAAGUACGAUUCGACGCUCGAGCUGCUCGAGAAGUACGGCGGCUCCGACAACAAACAGAAGAAGAGCAAGAAGAAGACGUCCGAGGAGGAGGAAGACGAAGGCGCUGGCGCUGUCAAAGAACAGCCACAACCCAGGCAUCAUGCUCGUACGGGACUGCCGCCCCCGCCCACAGCAAACAUCCAGCGCCGUCCAGAGUCCAGUGCCGGUGCACCUGCACCACACUCUAGGGUGCCAAGUUCAGUAUAUGGAGCACCAAGCCAACGGUCUCCCAGCCCCAUGAUCAGUGAGGCGGCCGAGUUCGCGCCAAAUGCUUUUGAAGGGAGAGCUCCCCCGCCGUUCCUACAGCAUCCACCUGCCACGAUGGCCCCUCCUCCCGAGCCGCACUGGUACGAUCGCAUUCUGGACACCUUGUUGGGGGAAGACGAGACGGCCGCCAAGAACAGAAUUGUCUUGAUCUGCGCGAAGUGCCGGCUUGUCAACGGCCAGGCACCACCAGGAACGAAAUCAUUGGCUGAGAUUGGAAAAUGGAAGUGCAUGGCAUGUGGGGCGACCAAUGGCGAGAUAGACGAGGGGAAGCGCAUCGUGCAGGAGGUACUUGGAGGAAGGGGAACAAAGGCGGACUCCAUUGCCGGAACCACCGAUGAUGAAGGCGGACAGAGCUCCAGCGAGAUUGUCGAGGUAGAGCGGGAUCUGUCCACCGAACCUCAGGAACUGUCCGUGAGGAAGAGAGCGAAGAGGGGGCAGUGGUGA